UACCUUCACCUCCAGUCGAUCGAGGACCUGCCUUCGAAGGGACACCGGGAGAAUGUCUCCUACGACCCCGUCGUUCUCUCUUGCCUUCUUCCCGACUGCAAACAUGUCCAGAAGUCCAAGUCCGCCAAGGCCUCACUCAACCCCGUCUUCGACGACACCGUCGUUUUCCCGCUCGACCGCACCAAGAGCGCGGAGAACGUGGCCGUCCGGAUCUCGGUCUACGAGUCGGACGACCUGUGCACCAAUGGCGCCUGCACCACUAGUGCCAUCGGCCACGUGCUCCUACCCGUGGUCGACUGCCUAACGCCUACAGACCACCCUCGAGAGUUUCGUCGAAGGGUCGGCAGGCGAUCAAUGAUCACCGGUAACCUAGGUCGUCUGUUGGUAUCCCUAGCCUAUCUACCUUCUCUAGAGCGACUCUCCUGUGUUAUCCUUAGGGCAAAAGACAUCAAAUGUGAGAAGGGCACCAACGUGUCUUCCCUAGAAACCUAUGUAAAAGUGACCCUAAUGUGCGGCGUGGAUAAGGUCAAAUCCCGGAAGACGGCCAUCAUACGCGGCACUGACAGCCCCGUUUACACAGAAUCCCUUUGCUUCGUCGUUCCAAUGUCCUACAUCGACGAAACCUCAUUGGUCAUCCAACUUACCCAGCAUGCUCAGCUAAAGAAGGAUCGAAUUCUUGGGCAGGUGAUACUGGGACCGUACAUCUACACGCAGGGUAGUGCCAUCAGUCACUGGGGGAAGAUGCUGGCGAGACGAGAGGCGGCUAAACAGUGGCAUAAUCUAUAUAUCUAGGAUCAGGCGUCCUCUACGUCAUUAUCUAUAGUUGCUGUAAUGCUCAGUCGCACCAACGAAAUCGAUUCCAAACCGAGCUAUAGUAUGGCAUUCGGAAUAACGUAAUACCGUUGAUUGGUCUGGAGUUGGUUUUGUUGGUGGGAUUGUAGCAAGAAAGUAUUGCAUCGCUUUGAACCUUGCGGACAUGACUGCUGGCUUGUCUUGACAAUACGAGCAGCUACCUUGUUUGUAACGCUUAUCUGACUGGUUUGUGAGUUCAGAGCUGACCUGCUUCCCGUUUAGUCUUAUCCGCCUGUUUCGCGAUGACACGCUGCCUUUAACUCUUAGGCUUUUGUAUUAUUUCAUUACAUAGUUAAAGCCACUCUCCUUGAUCUGUCUAUAGUCGUAUGAUAUCCAAAUCAUUUAUAAUCAAUACGUUCAGUAGAAGGUUCUAAACAUCUACGAGAACAUCUACGAGUGUCCAAAAGGCCGCUCAAUUUGGAUGGAAUCUAGUAUCUACUUCUUCGGCUGCUUUGAUAUUAGCGAUACUAGUGUAGAGGUUUUGUUUCCAGUACAUUGUCAUCAAACUCUAAUCAUAUUGAUUGCUGUUCUUUAUUCAGUACUGUCCAUGCCUAACUUUUCACAAAUCAGGUUAUUAUAACAAAACCCGGAUCUCUGGUAAAAUAUUUAACUGAAAUAUUGGCAGUACUAUCAUGACUAUAAAGCCUAUACAAAAAUGUAACAUUUUCAGACUCAUCAUUCGCUUUGUGAUAUUAUCUUGCAAUUUAUCUAUAUUUUAAAUACAAUUAUUGUAUCGAUAAUUAAUAGGCCAUCAUCUUGUUAGGAGUGUGUUAGAUGAUGACCAUGUCCAUUAUAACACUGAUCAUCUUUGUUGUACAGUCAUUAGCAGUGAGGGCAUCAGAACAGAUGAAAAAAAUACAGGGGAGCCAGGAACAAAAGUGUCAAAGCAACUAUUGUCCGUGAUAUUUAUUUCCACUGUCAAAACAAGCUAAUCGCUAAUCAGUGGAACUUAUGCCGCAGUCAGUCACUAGUCGACUCUAGAUGGACCAAAAUGAAGUUGUAUCCAAUGUUAGACCAUUGGUAGGUUUAGAGUCGUUUUCAAUGGUGGAACUUUAUCAUGUAGCCCGCCAAUAAUAUUUAUGUUAUAUAAAUCCCUGUGAUGUGAUUCUCGUCAAGAUAUAAAAUCGUGAAACCAUCACUGACCUGUAUAUUAGUACAUUGCAUAAAAAUCAGUGGAAACCGUAGCGUAGGUGGACUGAUACGAAAGAGAUCGCUGAUGGCGCUAUAAAUGUUGAAAUAUCGGCGGAAAUUGAGUUCAAUGGAAAAUGAUUACGAAAAAAGAAACGGAUUGAAAUGAUCGAUUUUAAUGAUAUUAUACUGUACGUAUUACUUAGGUAAAUUCGACAUGAUUUUGGAAGGUGUUCUCGUAUGUGUGUUCUUUUUAGUAGCCGCCAUCUUGCAGUUAUAACUAGAAAAUGAAUUAGAAAAAAAAAAAUCUUAUAAUGUGCCAACGAAGAAUCUUCUUGCAAAUUUUGUAUAUAUGAUUUCCAUGUAUAUAACAUAUAAGAUUAUAAAAUGAACUUUUGUAUAUUGCUGUCAUUUCCAGCUUAAAAUCAUGUAAAUAUAUACAUAUUACAUAAAUGUAUAUAAUCACUAUCGUUCCAACAUAACGGGCUGCAUUCAUGGAUCAUAUUAUUUAAAAGUAGUAUAGAAAAUUGAGUGAAAAGGGAUUUUAAACACGUUGAAAUAAAAUGCCAGGCCUUAAUAUAAUAUGUCUUUAUUAACAAUCAAUAUUUAAUAUAUCAAUAUAAUUGUAUACGGAAGGUUUGUAAUAUGGUUUAGUGAUGUAGCGUUUUCUGCAUUUUAAAGGUUCGUUCAAUUGUAAAACACUUUCCUGUGGCGGCGCUAGCCGUGAGUUUUUAUGAACUGGAGAAGGAAUAAGGUACCCACUACGUGUGUGCAACGUCUGAACAUACUAACCGGAAACAUUUAUAUUGUUUAUUAUCAGUUUAUUCCUCAUAGAGCGAUAAACAUAGAUUAAUGAUAAAGGCUGCUGAUUAUCUCAUUUUUUAAGCCUAUAAAAUAUUAUCACAUCUUGAUCUUGAGUGUAAACACUUAUCCAUAAUUAUCAUUUUAUUAUUUAAUAUUAUUACUGUUGUUGUUGUUGUUAUUAUUAUCAUUCUCGUUAUCAUUAUUAUUAUUGUUAUUAUAAUUAUUAUUAUUAUUAUUAUUGUAGAUAGAAAUUGAUUAGACUUGAACUUCUAUUCCAUUCCAUCAUGUCCAAUUUAAGUUCCAUUAUUCUGCUGCCGACUGGAUCCAAGUGCUCCUCGGGCAAAACAUAUCACAAGUAAAUAAUUCAGCUAUCAAUAUGUUAAAUGUUGUAGUAUUAGCAUGGAAGCUCCAAACACGCAGGCCUCGUGAUUUUCUGUGCACCGGGAAACCAUUGUCAUCAGAUUCAUCGGCCGUAGGCAUUCAAUAUAAACAGUGCUUUGUUAAACUGUUACCAAACCAUUGCCCGGCUCUACUCAUACAUUCCCAUCACCAGAAUCAUUGAUAAAGAGUGUUUGGCCUUUCGAAUUGGGCUCGCCUAAAGCUAGGGUAACACCAGCAUCGAAUUCUACCGACUAAUUUUGGGCCGAAUACAUGCCUAAUGUGGCCCGAAAUAAAAUUUUCGUGGCCACAUUCGGGAGUAUUUUAAAGGGUAUUCGGCUGGUUUUGAACAUUUCAAAACGAGCCGAAUCCCUCUACGAAUGAUUCCCGAAUCCCUCACUAAUUUUCUCGCGUUCGGGAAGGGAGAACUGAAUAUUCCUGAAUCCUCCCGAAUUGAUUUGGGGAGCUCCCCAAAUCAGAGACGAGUAGGUUCCGAAUCAGGUCAUAUUCGGGCAGAAUCAGACCGAAUUUAUUCGGGAGAAUUCAGUUUUGGGGUAACCCUGGCUUAACAAAGCAUUAUGCGCCAUUUUGAUAAUCCAUUGAAACUCUAUUAAUGACCCUAUCCUCCCCUAUCCAUUACUUUUGUAAAGCCCCAUCACACUUUAAAAUUGGGUUCGGAGGUUCUAAACGUGGACUCCACUCCUAAUUUGCUAACUCGGAGGUGUAUGGUUUUUUUUCUUAAUAGUGAUUUUAAAACAUAUCUGAAGAUGCAUUAAAAGCAUACAAAAAUUAAUAAAUGACAAAGCGCAAUUUUCCAAAGUGUGCAUCGCAUUUUCAUUUUAACCUUGAUUUAAGAUGGGGGUCAUAAACCAUGUAAACAGUGUCCAUGUAAAUGUACUUUAUAAAGAGAUUUCUACAGUGUAAAGAAAAAAAAAUAGUUGGCCUUAAUUUUUGUUACGCUGUUAUUUAACAAAACGGCUAGUCGUUGUUUUGUGCCUACAAUUGAGUUUGUCACAGAUUCAAACUACAUGUUGUUAGUAGCGCACUUAUGGUAAGUAAAAACUGACAGCCUUGGGUAUAACGUGAAAUUCACUUUAAUAUUCAUACAAAUUAUUCGUCCCCUCUCCUGUAUACCCAUGGCAACAUUUAGAGCAUAGUCCUAAAACUAAGAGCAGUAACGUAAAAUAAUGUAGAAUACUCUACAACAACUCCUUGAGGAAUAUCCUAAAGUGUGAAAGCACGCCACCUACGGUCGAUGACCGAUGCCAAAUUACAAGGGCUGUAAUUUACCUCCGAGAUAUGUCAUGCACAUUGUUUUUUCUACCAAACGAUUUUAGUAUGUACAUUGAAUCUAUGCAUGGGCAUUUAUAUUCUUUGAUUUGUUUUGAUUAACGUAAUUAUUGAAACAGCCGUUUGAUCGGCACAUUAAUGCGCUUUAUUUCAUCCCUGUUUAAUAUCAGUUGUUUCGAUAACUACGUUGCCCACGUAUGUUCGCAGCUAUGCACACAAAUUGGAUUGUAAUUAGCAUGUAAUCUACGUCAAAAGAAAUAAUUGUAUAUGACACAGGGGAGAAAGUAAACAAAUGUGAAGUUUCUGCAAAUCA
Molecule: messenger RNA, 4765 nt
Organism: Lytechinus pictus (painted urchin)
Lineage: Eukaryota; Metazoa; Echinodermata; Echinoidea; Temnopleuroida; Toxopneustidae
Product: synaptotagmin-15-like
Exons: 3
Coding region: 355-792 (145 amino acids)
Biological process (GO): regulation of dopamine secretion; synaptic vesicle endocytosis; calcium ion-regulated exocytosis of neurotransmitter
Cellular component (GO): plasma membrane; exocytic vesicle
Molecular function (GO): calcium-dependent phospholipid binding; clathrin binding; syntaxin binding
Source: RefSeq, a predicted model, not a curated record